GAUGUUUCUUGGUGACUGAGCCCCUUCAAGGGUUGAAGACUGGAACUGAGAGUGCUUAUUAAAGGAUUUGAUCAUUGGGUGGAGACCUUAAACCAGGUGAUUCAGUUUAAUGGGUACUAUGAUGGAGUCUCCAAGGAGUGAUAGAGACAGAAUCAGCAAUCUUCCGGACCCUCUUGUCCAUCACAUCCUCUCUUUCCUUGAAAUGAAAGAACUUGUCAAUUUGUCCCUUACCUCGAAACAGCUAAGAGAAUUCUGCAUAUCCACUCCCUUCUUGACUUUGAAUGGCUUGCUAUGCGAAGAUAGACGAUAUCUGUUGUUAAAUUCGGUGGACAGAUUGUUGGCUUUCCGAAAAGGAAUGAAGACCGAACGCAUAUCUAUUCUCUGGCCUUUUGCUGCUGCCAAUGCUAAUGAAAAAUUCCGUGUUCUUAUGUGGCUCUGUAAUGCAAUAGCAUGUAAGGUUCAAUUAAUUGAUCUCCAAAUAAUCCUCCAUGGUGAAGAUGUUUUCUCGUUGCCGGCUCCUGUCUUUCUUUCUGAAUCAUUGAAGGAAUUAAAAGUAAAUUUGCAGGGAGGCCGUCUUGAUAAAUUUCCCCUCUCAGGGGGUUUUUGCAAUCUCAAAUCCUUAUCUUUGAUAGAUCUUCAAAUUAGCAAUGAGGGUUUUGGAGGGUGGAUUUCAUCUUUCUGCAAGCACCUUGAGAAAUUAUUGCUUGAGAACUUUGAUGGGGGAAAGAAUAUUAUCAUCAAUAGCCCCACUCUUAAGUCUUUGACCAUUAAACCUUACUUCUCUAGUAAUCUGUGCAAUAUUAGCAUAUCAGCAGAAAAGCUCAAUGACUUUAUCUUGGAUUGGAAAUUUCAUUUUUCUAAAGGCAAGUCAUUGAAAAUCAUUGCACCAAAUCUUGAUUAUCUGAUGUGGGAUGGACAUCUCGUGGAAUUUAACUGCUUGGAGAACUUCAAGCAUCUGGAACGUACUGUAAUCAGACAAACACAGUAUCCUUCAUUAUAUAGGCUUGAUUCUUCUAUCAAUCAGAAUUUGUCAAGACUACUUCAUAGCAUUUGCACAUGUAGAGCUCUAAUUUUAACCGAUGAAUGUAUUAAGGUUUCGUUUAAGCAGGGCUGUUUACCAUCUCUCUUCCAUCGUUUGAGUUGCUUAUAUUUAUAUACCGACAAUGUAAAUGAUGAUUUGGUGCCUGCUGUAGCUUGCUUUCUCAAAGGAACACCUAAUCUGAAGACUCUUCACAUAAAAAAAGACAACAACUUCUGCCUUUCUAGUUUAACUCAAUCAGAAUCAUACGAUGCAUUUACUGUACGAUAUUGGGAAUCUCAAAAACUAGAUUUUGUUCAUCAAUUGGAGGAAGCAACAGUAGAGCUUUUUAACAGAGGGGAUAAUGAGUUGGAGCUCAUAAAGUACUUGCUCAAGCAUGCCAGAGCUUUGAAGAAGAUGACAAUCCUUUAUUUAUCUCUCCUUCCAUUAGUGUUCAAUACAGAGUUUGAUGAUUACAGGAAGACUUCUACUGCUGAAAUAGUUUUCGAUCGAGUGCCUGAGGAUGAUGCAUAAGAAAGGUUUCCAAUGCAAUAUAGAAAAUUAACUCAGUAGACUGAAGACAUAUAAGAUACUAGGAAAUUUACAGCAUUAUUAGGAAUAAUAUCUUUUUGGCAAUACUAAAUCUUAAGCCUGUGAUGCCAUCAAGUAGAAACUGUUUUCUUUAUGGUUUAUGCUUGUGAAAUUUAUGAGAUGAGAUUGUUUCAGAUA
Hevea brasiliensis (rubber tree) is the source of this 1747-nucleotide messenger RNA. RefSeq names its product putative F-box/FBD/LRR-repeat protein At4g03220. Bases 110 to 1552 code for a protein of 480 amino acids. The transcript has 4 exons. Lineage: Eukaryota; Viridiplantae; Streptophyta; Magnoliopsida; Malpighiales; Euphorbiaceae. The record is from RefSeq and is a predicted model, not a curated record. Gene Ontology annotation, molecular function: protein binding.